ACCUCCCUUUUCCUCUCUGUACUCAGCAAUUAGCUCGUCUCUACUCCACUGCACUGGGCUCCUAAAACUACACUUACAUACAGUGUCCAUCCAGCACAAUGAAGACUGUCUUUACACUGCUGAUGUUGUCCUACCUGGCCUGCCACAAUGUUCUCUCAUGUAAAGGUCACGCACUGAAGUGUCACUCAUGCGUAGCAUCCAAUGAGGUUGACUGUAAUAAACAAGGCUCCACCACCUGCCCUCAAUUUGCCGACGCCUGCUCCACCAUCACAGGACAGAACACCGUGAUGAAGUCAUGCUCAUACAAGGAGUUCUGUGUUAAGGCCCACAGUGGCAACUCUGGAGCCAAGGUUGAGUGUUGCUUCACGGACGACUGCAAUGGGCCCCAUAAGGGCCACCAGCACGGGCAGCACAGGAACACAGCUGGAGCACUGGGAGCCAGCCCCAUGGUGUUACUGGGAGCUCUGACGAUGCGCAAGGCCCUUAGCGCACUCUGAUCUUAGGAUCCUAUGCUGACCGUCCUUCUACUGGUCAUCCAUCCAUUUACUCAGUUCCAUACAACACUACCAUGUAACUGUUCUCCACACUGGGGUCAGGAAACCUGGUGGAAUGGUGCUGGGGUAUAGUGAAUUAUACACGGAUUAGUAAGAGUGUGUCUGUGUGUUUGGGUGUGUAUGUGAGUGGUGUUUGAGGUGGGGGGGGGGGGGUCAUAAAAGCAAGUUUAAAGACAGUGGGGCUUGAUGUACCACUUUAUUUGACAGCUCUCUGUUUUACUAAUGCAGUUUUGUGUUUUAUGUACUAAUUGAGUUGUUGGGUGAGAACAGAGAAACUGGAGCUUCUGUAGUUAGUAGAUUGUGGGUGAAUCAGGCUGGAAUUAGAAGUAUAGAUGUAUAUAUUUACUAUGUUCAUGGGUUUAUCAGAUCUUAAAUGGCACAAAUGAUACAUUGUGUGGGUACUCUGCAGUCCUCUUCAACCUUUAACUACAGACAUCCUGAUGUAAACAGAAAGUCAAAGUGGUGGUAGUACUGCUUUUACUUUUCAUUUUGUUAUGCUUCAAUAUGUAUUUAUAAAUAAACAUGCUAUUACAAUCUUACUUUUAA
Molecule: messenger RNA, 1100 nt
Organism: Esox lucius (northern pike)
Lineage: Eukaryota; Metazoa; Chordata; Actinopteri; Esociformes; Esocidae
Exons: 3
Coding region: 99-497 (132 amino acids)
Source: RefSeq, a predicted model, not a curated record